GAUUCCGACCAACUACCGUCAGUCGUGCCCCGGAGUUCACCCACACCCUCGGCGUGGCCGCUUCUUUCGCCGAGAAUUCGGCUCAGAAAAAAAAACAAAAAAACAACUCGCGCCAAUUUCCAGAUCCUGACCAAUCGAAUCAAUUCGCGCCUGUCAGUUCGUCACUCCUACGAUUUUACUCGGCAAUUUUCAUCUUAAUUAAAAUUAUUCCCAACUUGUGAGAAUUCUGCUGAACCAUCCAAACUUAUGCGUUUGCCUGCACAGUGUGUCCAAUCCCUCGCUUUCCCAGUGUCUUUUCCCUUGCUCGAAAAUUUUAGGAUUCUUGGCGAACUUUCCUGUCUCUUAAUUUCUUGCCUAUUUUAAGAUUAAAAAAACACUCAACUCGUGAAAAUUUUUGGCUGUGUCAAAGUGUACCGCUCUAUCGCUCCUUAGUGUGGUCGUAUCUUUACCCUGGUGGUGCAGCCCCAUGCACGGUUUUCCGUCUAAGCGAGUAAUCGCAGAAUUUACGUGCCUACUCCUGCUUUUCCGCUGAUGCUUGGCUCUUCGCUCUUCCCCAAUUAUCGGCUUCUGGCAGAUGCCAUUUCCGCUAUUGGAAUUCCAGCAUCUCUGCGGUUAAGCCGCGCACACUCUCGAGAACACGUGGUGGUUUCUUUCUUUUCAGCUCGUCUUUUUUCUCGCUGAAAUUUGAGCUCAAAUUUUCCGCGCGGUUUCGAGGUCACUCAUUUCGGACGGUGGUGUCGAAUGGAGCGCUCGGCUCGUGCGGACUACAGUGUGUGUGUGCGUUACAAUUUUCGUCGUUUAGAGUGCGGGAAAAUAACGAAUAAACAGUAAACAAUAAUUUUUUUUUUUUAAAGAAAAAAAGCGAAACAAAAUUUUGUGGAAAUAAGUGUAGAAAAAGUGUUUUUACCUUCGGUUUAUUUAUUUCAAAUUGGAACAGAUUCGAAGCAAGAAUAUUUAACUGAUGUACGGAAAAAGGCUAAAGCUCCUUCCCAUUUCCAAGAAGAGUCUCCGAUAAGACGGAUAAGGCUCAAGUUUUCACCAAAACAGCUCAACUUACUAUCAGAGAGAUAGUAUUGAUUGAGUGUUUAAUGAAACUAUUCAAUUUAAAACAUCUUACGCGUGAAAAGUGAAUGUGAUAAAACUAAGAAAGUUUCACUGUAAUUCGAAGAAAAAUCUUUAGGUUCUAUCCAUUGAACCAAAAUAAUUAAAACUGAGACAGUUUCUUUUUAAUUCGAAGAAAAAUCCUUAGUUUCUAUCCAUUAAACCAAAAUAAUACUGUCAGACAAAAGCUUUUCUUUUGCCGCUGCAUGAGUGUAGGUCUAAACGUAAGAAACUACCUUAGGUGGCGCGUAAAACUAGCGUUGCAGGACUCUAUUUCGUGGUGAAAUUCAACUUGGCAGCGAUGAUGUUACCCGAAGAACCGUCAGUCGUCGCCACCGUGGCCGAUGUGUCGGAGCACCUUCCGCUGAAGGCGAUGGUAACCCCAGACGGGAUGCUGGAGGCAAAGGUCCUGGCGAUGGUGGUGCUCGGGGUCGUGGCGGCAGUGAUCGCCUUCUUGCCGCUGCUCUUCGCGGCCUACGUAGACCGGCGCUCGGCCAGCGGGAAGCCCUACGCGAGUCGCUUCUUCAACGGGGAGUUCUCCUUCAUGUUCCCCUUCGGCGGAGGGGUGCUCCUCUGCACCAUUUUCCUCCACCUCCUCCCCGAAGUCACCGAGAACGUCGAGUCUCUCACGAAACUCGGGAUUCUUCCGGAAAUACACAUCGCACUUCCGGAGCUCCUCACCUGUUGCGGAUUCUUCGUCAUGCUCUUCGUGGACGGUAUAACGCACUCCAUCCUACACAGGUACUUCCAUCCGAAGCCGUCGCCGUCUCCCCACCUGCGGAAGAUCUCCACCGUGCAGGACACGCAACUCCAACUGCCCGCCGCGAACGGUGAUGGCGCGGAGGGUCUGCGGAACCGGGGUCUCGAACCCGGGACUGCGGAGCCGAAACCGCACGACCACGACCAUCACCACCAUGAUCACAGUCAUUCGGUGACCCAUAUGGACCACCUGAUCAUCUCGAAGGUGUCCCUGGUGCGGUGCUUCCUCUUCGUCCUGGCCCUCUCCGUCCACGAGUUCUUCGAGGGGCUCGCCAUCGGCCUCGAGUCCCGCGUCAACGCUGUCUACUACCUCCAAGCCGCCGUGGCCAGCCACAAGUUGGUCAUCGCCCUCUGCAUCGGCGUCGAGAUGGUCACCACGAGGAUCAAGUUCGCCUCGGCCUGCACGUACAUCUUCACCUACGCCGCCGUGUCCCCUGCUGGGAUCCUCGUCGGCAUGUUCAUCCUCAACGACGCCAGCAGCGGGAGCGAGGUGAACCUAAUCGCGUCGGCGCUUCUCCAGGGCCUCGCCACCGGGACGCUCCUCUAUGUCGUCUUCUUCGAGGUCCUCACCAAGACCAUGAGCAAAAGCGAGACCGGGUUGAUGAAGAUGUUCGCUAUACUCGUAGGGUUCCUGGCCAUGCUCGGCCUGCAGCUCUUACUCGAUGAGGAUGAAGAUGAUUAAAAAGAAGGAGGAUUAAAGUUAAUGGAUUGAGUGCCGGAUCAGGUGGAGGGGGGAGACUCCUCUUUGCCCCCCCCCCCCGCUCUUGCAUUGAUCCGGAUCCUGCCAAUAGGUGUACUAGUCAAAGUUUUGGGCAAAAAUGGUUUCCGGGAAGUUUGUCACGUGCCUUAUAAGCUGCCUUUAACAGAUUGCACUAUUUUUGAAAAAUGGCACAGAAACAUUGGUUUUCAGUGCUGUUUAGAUUUCUUUUCUUUUCUUCGCGCUGGUGCGCUGAUGUAAUACUCAUCUUGUUUUUUUUCCUAACAAGCAUUCCUUCAUUGUAAAUUGUUGCAUUUGUAGAUCCUCUCCCCAGAAAGCAGAGGGACUAUAACUACUUGUGACUACUCAUUUUUUGAAAAUAAAGCAGAUUCUUUCAUACUACCAA
Bemisia tabaci is the source of this 2963-nucleotide messenger RNA. Its product is annotated as zinc transporter ZIP3. Gene Ontology annotation, cellular component: plasma membrane. Gene Ontology annotation, molecular function: zinc ion transmembrane transporter activity. Gene Ontology annotation, biological process: zinc ion transmembrane transport. The record is from RefSeq and is a predicted model, not a curated record. Lineage: Eukaryota; Metazoa; Arthropoda; Insecta; Hemiptera; Aleyrodidae.